GAUACCUCCCUCACCGGCUGAUGAGCAUCCUGAUCCGGCAGAUCUCCUCCUCAGACUUCCGAUACCAGAAGGCCAUGGUCCUUGACCAGAAAGAGCUGGCGUUGAUCUUUCGCACCUUCGACGACGACGGCACCGGUGACCUCAGUGCCGAAGAGGUCAUCGAGAGCUUCGAGGCGCGAGGCCUUCGCUUCAAGGACCAGGAGGACGAGAUGAACUUCAAGAAUCGCUUGAA
Symbiodinium sp. CCMP2456 is the source of this 232-nucleotide messenger RNA. The record is from the annotation of a GenBank genome assembly. NCBI's taxonomy places the organism in Eukaryota, Dinophyceae, Suessiales, Symbiodiniaceae.